CCUGUUUAUCUCUGCAAAUGAAUGCUGUCACUUUUCAGAAGGCUUUGAAAGGCAACUGCAACUGUAAUAACAUAAACCGUAUCUUGAAGCGUUCUCGUACUUUUAAAUAGACUUACACAGUAUCCUCCAUUUGCAACGGCAGGAAACUUGCAAAAGACGAGAGCUGGAAAAUUCGCAAUUCAAGGCAAGAGGAAGGACAUUUUCAUUGCUACGUAAAUGUCUUCAUCAACGGUAAUUGCCAAAGAUCCAGGAAGACUCUUUGAGGAGAACAUCAUUCUCAAACAAAAGAUUGGCAAAGUAAAAAGAUCGAUCGAGGAUAUGUCAAUUUUCGACGUUGAUGGCCAGGAUGGGGCUGGUAGGGACAGCAAUUGGAAAAUGCAUGCAAAACGAUGGAUACUGCGACCAAUCACAGUUUUCGGCGUUCUUGGGAUAGUUUUAGCUAUCGUGGUAGUUUCCUUGCUGGUUUCAAAUUUUUCAGCAACAAGAUCCAGUUUGCGUGAAGCAGUUGCAGCAAAUGUCAAAGCAAGUGCUCUCAAAACACAAAAUAACAAGGGCUUAACAACCUGCACAGAUGCUGCAACCGCAAAGACAUUCCCGGAUCUAGACUAUGCUUUGUUUGGCUACAAUAUUUUAAAAGGAUACCCAAUGGCCAUUGGUCACGACCCAGGAUUGACUAGGCCCAUUUUCGACAGCGACUACUCGAAAGGCAAACGGACAGCUGACUGCCGCUAUCACUUGCCAGAUGGUCUGAUUGUGGUUCCUGACAUCUCUUGUGUGACAUCAUUCACAUCUGAAAUAAUUCAAGACCAGUAUCAGCUUACGAGGUCCCUCGCAGCAUCAGCAGAAGUGAGCGGAGGAGGAUGGGGAGCUGUGUUCUCUGCGAGCGCAGAAUACAGAAAGAAUUCUGCUGAGGUGGGAUCUAAAGAAACAGUUUAUGUGAAUUCCCAAGCAAAGUGCGAUUAUUAUAUUUCAAUGAUCGACGAAAUGCAACCCCCGCCAUUGUCAAAAUCAUUCCUUAUGAAGGCAGCACUCUUGAAGAAGAAGUCAGAUGUGUUUGAUUUUUUCGACUAUUAUGGAACACAUUACCUUAAGCAGGUGACAUUUGGUGCACGGCUGAUUUAUGAAAACAAAAUGACCAAGAGCAAAUACAAAGAACUGGAACAAAGUUCAAUCAGCGUCUCCAUGAGUGCUAGCUACUCUGGAAUCGUGAGAGUAGCUGGAUCAGCGAGUCUUAGCGAGAAAGAGGCCAGGCAAGCUAAAGAGUUCCGCAGUAGAGUUGAAACUUCGACAAUAAGUGUAGGUGCCCCACCGCCCCCAAAUGGUAGUACCAGUCAGUGGGCAUCAGAAGUGAAAGAUAACCCUGUACCAACAAAAUACAAGAUGGCUGGAAUUGAGGAAUUGUUUACAAAGAAGUACAUGGAAGGCCAAGGUAUAGAUUACCAAAGAAUUUACAAACUUGUUAACGAAGCUAAGUCAGCCUAUUGUCAUUACUUGAAAGAGAAAGGAAUAGUUGAUUCUUGUGAAGCACUGCAAAGUUACACCAAAUUCAAAGGGCUAGAGUUAGGCCAAACACAGUUCCGUACAAUAAACGUCGAUGAACGAGAAUGCAUUAAAUCAUGCAUAGAAGAGAGCAGGUGUGUAGCAGUUAACCACGCCAAUAGAAUAUGCGACCAGUUCGGAGAUGGGAACCAUACUGCUAAAAAAGCAGAAAACAAUAUCUUGGUGCUUUUUAUUGAUAGCAUUAACAUUAGAGAUAGUAACUUCAGAAUCAUUAAUGUUCAUUUAGACGCAUCUGAAAGAGCUAAGAACGACGAAUCGGAUCCAGACAAAUGCAAGGAGAAAUGCAGACAAGACAAAAAGUGCAUCGCUUAUACCUUUUCGAAACCUGUUUCGAAACCUGAAUGCAAGUUGUAUCAACAGCAGGCUAUCACUGAAGGCAGCAUUAAAUUCAAAGUUGGUUCAUUUUUGGAGUUUUAUACCAACAAAACAAUGGUUUGAUUAAAAGACCUUUUAGAGCUCCAAAUCUUUUAUUGCAAACAUUUUUUAAUCAAUAGCAAAUACGUAUAUAUAUCUUUACCUACAGAGAUCUGAAAUAUUUUGAAAACAAUCUUGCUGGCAAACAUAAAGUUUUUGUAUACAUUUGAAACUUCGUGUAGUGCGUGGAAACUGAAUUAAGUCAUUUUUAUAUUUGUAUACCAUGGAAAUAUCUUUAUCGUGAUUAAUAAAGUUGAGAUCGACAAAAUUUGACAUCAUAGCGAAUGAAGCACGUAUGUGAGAGAUAUUCCCUACAUAUCUUAUAUUAAGAGAAAUAUCUGCUUCGUCAUUACAAGUGAGAAAUCUUCUUUGCUUAUUCACAGACUGAACUGAGAUCCUUAUUAUGCCUUUUUCCCGCUUCGGUUUCCAAAUAUUUCCUCACAAUUCAUGUUACUAACGAAUUUGGUUCAAUGAACUAUACAACGCAACAAAAAUCGCUUAGGCCACUCUAGACUUUAAAAUUAGUAAAAGGGA
This is a messenger RNA of Rhopilema esculentum, 2508 nucleotides long. The record is from RefSeq and is a predicted model, not a curated record. NCBI's taxonomy places the organism in Eukaryota, Metazoa, Cnidaria, Scyphozoa, Rhizostomeae, Rhizostomatidae.